CUCAUUCCUUCAAUCCUUCCUUUCUAAAGUCCUAAUGUUGCACCUCCAUCAUUUUUCAUAAAUACAAACAGAAAAAGCAUACCAUUUUAAAAUCUUUUUUUUAAAAGCUACAAAUAAAUCAAUAAUGGUAUUUACUAACUCUUCUUCUUCACAAUCUCAUCAUAAUCAAGACCAAAACGACGACAUUUCAGUUUUCCUCCGGCAAAUUCUCCACCGUUCAUCACCAUCUUCUAUUCUUCAACCGCAACCUAUCACCGGUCCUUCCCCGAUUUUCUCCAGUUCGCACCGAAUCUCCCAUGAAUAUCUAAGCGGUGUCAUUUUGCCACCUUCCAAUGGCUGCUUUUCUGUUCCGGCUGGUUCGAAUUUGUCGGCUGAGUCUCUUUCCGAUUCGGUUCAAUUACCAAGUUCAGACAAUAAUGAUUUUGCUGAAGAUAACGAGUGUAACAGCCAGGAAGGGAAUGAAGUGGUGGUGGAAGAGGCGGAAGCGGCGGAGAAACAAUCACAGUCGCGCAAUCAGUCUAAGAGAAGUAGGGCUGCUGAAGUUCAUAAUUUAUCUGAAAAGAGGAGAAGGAGUAGGAUUAAUGAGAAGAUGAAAGCAUUGCAGAAUCUAAUUCCUAAUUCUAACAAGACGGAUAAGGCUUCAAUGCUGGAUGAAGCUAUUGAAUAUUUGAAGCAGCUUCAAUUGCAGGUUCAGAUGUUGUCACUGCGGAAUGGAUUAAGUUUGCACCCUACAUGUCUACCUGGAGGACAAGAAAUUUUGCACCCUUCUCAGCUUUCUCAAUUAGGGAUUAAUUUUGAUAAUAGCAGUGGUUUCUAUGAUAUUAGCAUGCCGCCAAAUGCGCUAAAUUCAAUACCCGAUACAUCAAAUACUAUUCCAAAUCUCUCCAACCAAAAUAAUUCCUCAGCAAAACCCUCUUUACCUGUUUCAUUUGGUGGUACCAACUCAGUAGGCAUGUCAUUUAGCACUGAAUCAUGUAUGCCUGCUAGCAUCCGUCCAUUUCAACCUCGGAAUUCUCCCCAGGCUGUUUGCAGCGAACAAGCCAUUUCAAGCUCAGUUGUAGAUCAGACAAGGCCAGGGCACAAUCCCGUGCAGCAGAUGCAGCAAAAACACGGGUCAGAAGAGACCUUUGUUGAGAAUAUAUCAGCACCAAACCAGCUGAUUUCCAGUAACUUCAGCGGGUUGCUUGCAACAACUAGUGGCGCCGAAUUGACAAGCUGACAAAUAAAGAGAUGGGCACUAAAAUCAUCUAGUAUGACAAAACAUGGUUGUCGACUCAUCGUAGAUUAACAUUAACUUGGUUUGUAAUUUACUUUCUCUCCUUUUCUCUUGCUUUGUUGAUAGUUAGCUGCCCAUAUUGGUUAUGUCAAAUUUCCCUUUCAACAACUUAAUAAUGUAAUAAUCUUAUCUUAUGAACUAAUUAUGGAAAUUACAUUAAUCCAGUUUAAGAAAAUCAAAGUGUCACAUGCUGCACAUUGGUGACGUGAUUAAAUUGUUAUUUUGUACAAUCAACCCAUACCUUUCCUGCCCUACAUUAUUAUGUUUUUGCUUUGAGAUUGUAUGUUUUAAAAUUUAUUAUGUCGGGUAGGUUACUUGUGCCUUCCUAGGGUAAGAUAAGCCUAUCUUUUAAUAUUGAUGUUUCUACUUGAAACAGAAAUUAUUUUUUUAAUCUUUCUUAUGUAUCUUAUGUUGUUUUGAAUAAUAUUAAUAUUUAUGUACUUUUUGUUGUCAUUUAGAG
Molecule: messenger RNA, 1736 nt
Organism: Amaranthus tricolor (Joseph's coat)
Lineage: Eukaryota; Viridiplantae; Streptophyta; Magnoliopsida; Caryophyllales; Amaranthaceae
Product: transcription factor SPATULA-like
Exons: 7
Coding region: 125-1219 (364 amino acids)
Cellular component (GO): nucleus
Molecular function (GO): protein dimerization activity
Source: RefSeq, a predicted model, not a curated record